Molecule: messenger RNA, 1381 nt
Organism: Zea mays
Lineage: Eukaryota; Viridiplantae; Streptophyta; Magnoliopsida; Poales; Poaceae
Exons: 12
Coding region: 268-1077 (269 amino acids)
Source: RefSeq, a predicted model, not a curated record
AAAAUAUACAGUUAAUUAAUUAUGGCCUACAGCUCAAAAGCUAAAUGACAAAAUCCAGCUAUGGCGAUUCUUUAAAACGGACGCCGCUGUAACUGGUUUAUACUAGCUACUAUAUAAUUAUAAAAAGAGAAGAAUGCAGAUGUUAGCCCACAGGCACAGCACGCAACGCAAACGGUGAGCGCACAGCACGCAGCAAACCAGAUCUCGGUCGCCCGCCGGCUCUCCAGACGGAGCGAGCCCGUUCCGUCGCCGUCACCCAGCGCGCCGAUGGAGCAGCAGAUGGUACCACUCUGUGUGAAGAGUGUGAAGCGAAAGAGGAAAAGGGUUGACCACAGCAAUAUUAUUCUAGCAUUACCAGCUAUAUAUCCAUUUCCACAAAAGAAAACGGUGGCAAGUGCUGCAGGAAAGAAAAGGGCAGCAACCAAGAAAAACACUACAGGAAGAAACAAGACGCGCAACAAGGCUGCACGUGCACCCAAGCAAGGACUGAGGAAAGGUAAAAGAAAGAAUGCUAAGGCUGCUCAUGCACCCAAUGACGAUGCACUAACGGAAGGACGUAUAGGUUCUGUAGACAUAUCAAAUGGUGCAAGCAAUGAACAUCCUGUCCAAGAGGAUCAAAAAGACCUCAUACGGCAACAACACAACUUCUCAAACACUGGAGACGACAUUAUUGUGGAUGAUCGUUCAGGUGAUGCAAAUGAACCAAAAAUUGUUAGCAAUGAACAAUAUAUUUCCGAUGAAGAAGCAGGCACAGUGCAGCUACCGAACCCUGCCAAACAAGACAUUCUGGAAGCGGAUUCUGCAGUGGAACAACCAUAUGUUAUCAACAACGAACAACAGAUUAUGGAGGAACAACCAGGUGUGGAGAACCAACAAAAUGUUGCAGUUAAUCAGCAACACAAACCAGACGAACAAGCAGGCAUAAUGCAAGAACAAAACAUUGGAAAUGCUUUAGAAGAAAAUGUGCCAGAGGAUCCUACAGGAGAAAGGUGGAGGAUGAAGACCCAAACUUUGGAAGGUAUAUAUGCCACAAGUACAAAGGGAAGAGCCUUCAAACCUCCUAGCAAUAUGCAUUGAGGUAGACAAUGUGUCACAUAGGUGGGCUUCAUGAGGAUUUUCACAUUGACGAUGCUUGAGCAAGCAGGAGGAGAUGAUGAUGUGUUUUUUAAUAGCUAGUCGACAGCUAGAUGGCCUUAGGGUUUAGUUCGGAUGGAUGGCCUAGAUUUGAUUCACAUUGAUACAUGAUACUUAUUCCAGACUACAAAAAACAUUACUAUAUGCGGUGUACGACAUGCAUAUCACCAUACUUUAUGGUGUUGUACUAAUACGAGUAAACGAUCAAUAACCUUCGCUGGAUGAAAUGGGCAUGGGAGUUGUGACA